Talaromyces marneffei is the source of this 543-nucleotide messenger RNA. RefSeq lists its product as uncharacterized. The record is from RefSeq and is a predicted model, not a curated record. The transcript is spliced from 3 exons. Bases 1 to 543 code for a protein of 180 amino acids. NCBI's taxonomy places the organism in Eukaryota, Fungi, Ascomycota, Eurotiomycetes, Eurotiales, Trichocomaceae. Gene Ontology annotation, molecular function: oxidoreductase activity.
AUGCCGAUUCUCAACGAAGAGGAGGUGCUAGCACCUUCAUUUCCCACGGAAGGAAAAUAUCUAUGUCUGACGAUAUGUGGCUACCGCAAGCCGGGCAUGAGCGAGGCCGACUACCGCAAUCAUAUGGUGAAUGUUUCGGCGCCCAUGACUAAGGAUUUGAUGGUCAAGUACGGCGUCAAGCGAUGGACUCAGAUUCACAACCAGAGUGCCACUCGUGCGUUGAUGUCGCAGCUCUUCGAUCCUCAGAUGUGCAACCUGGCCGAUUUUGACUGCUUCAGCCAGGUGUUUUUCCGGAAUAUCGAUGAUUACAAGCGCAUGAAAACAGAUCCAUGGUACAAGAAGCAUUUAAUACACGAUCACGAAGUGUUUGCGGAUACGAAGAAAAGCAUGAUGACGAUAGGCUGGGUGGAGGAGUUUGUGCGAGAAGGCGAAGUGGUAGAUGGGUUCAAGGAUCGACCGGAUCGCGGAAUGUUAUCUCUCUUUUUGACUGCUGGGAUAUCGAUUCUUGUCACGUCCUUGGUUUGGAAGCGAUGGGUGCAUUAG